Molecule: messenger RNA, 1114 nt
Organism: Moneuplotes crassus
Lineage: Eukaryota; Ciliophora; Spirotrichea; Euplotida; Euplotidae
Source: the annotation of a GenBank genome assembly
UUAUUCACAGGAGUGAGUUAUAAAAUAGAGAUGAGAUCUAACAAAAAGGCCAAAAAGAAGUUCAAGACCGGUAACAAUAUUGCAAGAAUGAAGGAGAUUGAGGGUAAUCUUGUGUACCAGUCAGGCGUGCCUAAUAGAAAAGAUCAGUUUUGGAAAGACCAUUUGAAGAAGGAAGAAGAAGGCAAAUUUAAUUCACUGUUGAAAGGCAUUGAUAUGGAAUAUGUGCACAAAAUUCCUUUAACUGAUUCUAUGGCUGACAGAAUGGAUCAAGCACAAUUUAAGGAUCCUUUCCUUGUGGCACAACAUACUCUUCAAUUGCAGAAUUUGAGUCCUAAAUUUGAAAAAUAGAAACGUCUUUGGCCAUUAUUCCAUUAAAACAAAGAAGGACAGAGAGCGUGAAUUUAGCCAGACGAAACAGAAAGAAAGUCUUAGGUAUGAUGACCUCAAAGAUGAUCAAGAUGUGAAUCCUGUGCAUCAUCCACCAAGAGAGGAAAAUCAUUUCUCUCAGAGCUUAUCACAUCCAACUAACGAGAUGUAUGACACUAAGCUUAUCCACAAGCCUAAAGGGAAUAGAGGAGUCUCUAUAAUGAGUGGCGAAAUCAAUAAGGUCCACAAGAAUGUUAGAAAGGUUUACGAUCGUGAAAAAGUUCCAUAUGCAGGCUCUUCUAUUGAUAUUACUCAACCAGAUGUCUUUAGAUAUGAAGUUGAUAAAGAAUUAACAAGAAACAAUCCAAUGCUGCAAAGUUAUAAAACGUUCAGAAAAGCAGAGGAUAAGUUAGAUACAUUUUCUCCCACUAGAACCGAAAAGCCUAGCACUUUUUAUAAGUCAAGGAAUUCAACCCAUUUGAAGAAAGUCAAUAGUAUGGAGAGAAUUUUAGAGUGGCAGCCAAAGGGAUUGCAUAAAUUGAACCUAAUUAACGACAAAAAGAACAUUUUCAUGGAGAAAAGCCUGAAAAACAUCAUUCCGUACCAAGAAAACUCCAUUGGCCACAAGCCAUAUGCCGUCGAUUACCCCACCAAGGCUCAGCAGUACCAAUCCAAACUCCAACUGAUUAACUCUCCUCACAAAGAAUUCAAGUUGCCAAAUCUCAGCUUAUCCAAGCUAUCCUACUAA